AUUUUUUUAAAUAAAAAAAUUAACUAUGACAGUUGCAUGGCCCCUGCUCCUCAUGACAGAUGGUUAUGUCAAAAGUCGAACUAACACAGUCCGUGUUCAAGAAAAGGUGUCGUGCUCUGUUUUCCAAUCUGUUACAAAAUACCAUUAGAAGAUGCUGUUCAUUGCACGCAGAGGCAAUAAUAUUCUCUUUGCAUUUGAUAUUCAAAACAAGCUCAUUCCACCAGUGCUGAUGCACCUCAGUAUACACGCGAACACACUUUUACUUUUCUUCGAUUUCGCACAAUUUUGCAAAGCCUGAUUUUUUUUUUAAGGUCAAUUUUGAGCGACCAUAUCUCGGCCGUCUCUUACCAUAAAUGAAAUAGUAUUGUGUCAGAUGACGCAGAAUUUAUUUAGCUUUAAAAUGCUGUGCUGCAUGAGUGGGUAGUACAAGGCUUUGACGCGAUGCUUGGGUAAUUAAAUUUUCAAGUUUCUUUUGGACGCAGUUGUAUAACAGAGGCUACAUAAAAAAUGAAGGAGCAGAGAUAAGGACGAUCGAUGUUUCAUAGGAAAAGAAGGAGCAAACCACAUAAGAGUUAGAAUACCCGCCAACCACCCACAUCUAUCUAUACAGCGAUGGAAACGUUAUGGUUUCUUCUGCUUGCUCCACCCCAUGUCGUCUUUCCACCAGAUUUGAUUCGACGUACUUCCCAUUCGACCAACAACGCUGCACUAUUUCCUUCAUCUGGAUGUCAAACGAAGCCAGCAUGAGGGUAUCCGGGUUUGAGUUGACAAGGAUGGACAGCCCAAUCGGUGGAAAAGAAGAAUGGACGAUCCACGACAGAGGAAUCCGCCUCGCCAAUUUUGGCCUGCCAAAAUCCCAGUUCCAAAUGAUUGAGAGAUAUGCUGCCUCGCAGUAUGAGCCACGUACCUCGCCUUGUGGAAGUGGCUCUCUUCGCCAUGGCCCAGGGUCUGUUCGCCAUGAUAGCUACCAUGUUCGUCAUGCGCAGACACAAGAGAGAACAGGAAGACGAAGCCGAGCAGAACGACACAUUAGAAGAAGAAGCCAACGCACGUCUCGACAUUUUGGAAACAAACCCAAGCUUGGCUCAGAGCCAUGAGAACAAGGACAAAGACUUAGGUAUCGGAGACGCUGAUGUGAAGAACAACCUAAAUGAGAAACCCACGGAAACAGAAAUAAGAUGCAAGAUAAGAGAGUUGAGGAGAAAGAUUUCGAGAUUCUUUUCUAGAGGCAUCAGACUCAGAGUCUUGCCGGAAGUGACGACGUGCCGAAACUGCCAGAAGCGGAAGCAGAAAAGCAGAAGGGGUCGAUUCUAUGUGACUGCGAGGAUGUGGGACAGGAUCUUUUUCUUCGCCUCUGCCAUCGUUGGUGUUGUUUGUUAUGUACGUCUAUGGUAUUUGUGGUACGUGAUGUCGGGCCAAACUGGUAUGUUUGAACCAGACAUGAGGAAACAUUUGUGAGGCAUCGUGGAGAAAUCAGGCGCUCGUCAAGAUAGUAAAAUCGAAGAAAUCGGCAA
Molecule: messenger RNA, 1514 nt
Organism: Aplysia californica (California sea hare)
Lineage: Eukaryota; Metazoa; Mollusca; Gastropoda; Aplysiida; Aplysiidae
Product: acetylcholine receptor subunit alpha-like
Biological process (GO): chemical synaptic transmission; nervous system process; monoatomic ion transmembrane transport
Cellular component (GO): synapse; neuron projection; membrane
Molecular function (GO): transmembrane signaling receptor activity; neurotransmitter receptor activity; extracellular ligand-gated monoatomic ion channel activity
Source: RefSeq, a predicted model, not a curated record